AUGGCUGCACCGACCAAUGGCGCCCAGAACGGCACAGUCAAGUCCUCACACGCCUCCGGCCCCAUUCCAUUCUCCUCUCGUCUCAAGGAGGGUCGUGCGCUGGCCCAGGACGUGUGGUCCAUCUUCAAUGCUGCCAAUCUCCCCGCGGACUGCAUCAAUCUGGGCCAAGGGUACAUGAACUUCGCCCCCCCGAAGUGGGUUACUAAGGCGGCAGAGGAGGCAUUGAACACCAUCUCGCCCAACCACUACUCCCACCCCAAAGGCCGUCCACGUUUGCGGCAGGCUCUUAAAAACCACUACGAUCAUCAGUUUGGCAGAGAUCUCGAUGUCGAGUCGGAAAUACUGGUUACGAGUGGAGCUAACGAAGGUCAAUACUCUGUCUUCGUCGCCUUUCUGGAACAGGGCGACGAGGUCAUCAUGUUUGAGCCCUUCUUCGACCAGUACUUGCCAUCCGUCACAUUCAAUGGAGGAAAACCCGUAUAUGUCCCUCUGCACCCUCCUCCUCAUUCCCAGGAAAAGACCACUAGCGACGACUGGAAGAUCGACUUCGAUGAGCUCAGGCGUGCCAUCACACCGCGCACUAAGAUGAUCAUUGUCAACACGCCUCACAACCCCGUCGGCAAAGUAUUCACUCGUCAGGAAUUAGAGCAAAUCGCAGCAUUGUCCAUAGAGCACAACCUUCUCGUCAUGUCCGAUGAAGUGUACGACUGCCUUCUGUUUGAUAACAAGGAGCAUGUCCGGAUCGCCACCCUUCCUGGCAUGUGGGAGCGCACAGUCACGGUUGGCUCUGCCGGCAAAUCUUUCGCCGCCACUGGCUGGCGUGUUGGUUGGCUCGUCGGUCCUCAAUCAAUCAUCAGCCCUACUCUGGCCGCGACGACUCGUAUCGUGUUCUGCACGAACUCGCCGCUGCAGGAGGCUGCCGCCGCUGGCCUCGAACUGGCUCCUCAAUACAAGUUCUUCGAAACGCAGACUCGAGAGUACGAUGAGAGGCGACGCGUGAUGAUCGACACUUUCGAUAAGCUGGGCAUGAAGUAUACGAUGCCCGAAGGCAGUUAUUUCAUCCUGCUUGAUAUAUCCGACGUAAAGUUCCCAGAAGAUUACCCUUUCCCUGAAAGCGUUUUGGGCAGAGGACGGGAUUUCAAAGCGUGCUGGUUCAUUGCCAUGGAAGUUGGAGUUUCCUCUAUUCCUGUCAGCGAGUUUUACUGCGAAGAGCACACCGGCAUCGGAGAACGUUUCGGGCGUUUCGCGUUCUGCAAGGAUCUCGAUACCCUGAAAGCGGCCGGGGAGCGACUCCAAAGCUUGAAGAAAUUCCUCGUUUGA
This is a messenger RNA of Heterobasidion irregulare TC 32-1, 1320 nucleotides long. RefSeq lists its product as uncharacterized. The transcript is spliced from 9 exons. The record is from RefSeq and is a predicted model, not a curated record. Gene Ontology annotation, molecular function: pyridoxal phosphate binding; L-kynurenine:2-oxoglutarate transaminase activity. Gene Ontology annotation, cellular component: mitochondrion; cytoplasm. Gene Ontology annotation, biological process: biosynthetic process. The coding region runs from base 1 to 1320 and encodes 439 amino acids. Lineage: Eukaryota; Fungi; Basidiomycota; Agaricomycetes; Russulales; Bondarzewiaceae.